Messenger RNA from Loxodonta africana (African savanna elephant), 1563 nucleotides. It is a transcript of the gene UNCX, whose product is annotated as UNC homeobox. Gene Ontology annotation, biological process: regulation of DNA-templated transcription. NCBI's taxonomy places the organism in Eukaryota, Metazoa, Chordata, Mammalia, Proboscidea, Elephantidae. The record is from RefSeq and is a predicted model, not a curated record. Gene Ontology annotation, molecular function: DNA-binding transcription factor activity, RNA polymerase II-specific; sequence-specific double-stranded DNA binding. Bases 1 to 1563 code for a protein of 520 amino acids. The transcript is spliced from 3 exons.
AUGAUGGACGGCCGCCUCCUGGAGCACCCGCACGCCCAGUUCGGGGGCUCACUGGGCGGCGUGGUGGGCUUCCCCUACCCGCUGGGCCACCACCACGUGUAUGAGCUGGCCGGCCACCAGCUGCAGUCGGCCGCCGCCGCCGCCGCUGCCUCGGUGCCCUUCUCCAUCGACGGGUUGCUCAGCGGCUCAUGCGCCGCAGCCGCCGCCUCGGUGGUCACCCCCACGCCGCUGUUGCCGGCCGCCUGCGGGGUCGGCGGCGACAGCCAGCCCUUCAAGCUGUCAGACUCGGGAGACCCGGACAAGGAGAGCCCGGGCUGCAAGCGGCGGCGCACCCGCACCAACUUCACGGGCUGGCAAUUGGAGGAGCUGGAAAAGGCGUUCAACGAGAGCCACUACCCCGAUGUGUUCAUGCGCGAGGCGCUGGCGCUGCGCCUCGACCUGGUGGAGUCCCGAGUGCAGGUCUGGUUCCAAAACCGCCGGGCCAAGUGGAGGAAGAAAGAGAACACCAAGAAGGGCCCGGGGCGGCCGGCGCACAACUCGCACCCGACCACGUGCAGCGGCGAACCCAUGGACCCCGAGGAGAUCGCGAGGAAGGAGCUGGAGAAGAUGGAGAAGAAGAAGCGCAAGCAUGAAAAGAAGCUACUGAAGAGCCAGGGCCGCCAUCUGCACUCGCCCGGCGGACUGUCCUUGCACAGUGCGCCCAGCUCCGACAGCGACAGCGGCGGCGGCGGCCUGUCUCCGGAGCCGCCCGAGCCGCCGCCGCCGGCCACGGUCAAGGGUCCGAGUGCCCCCGCCGCCGGGCCCGCGCCCGCCCCAUCCGGCGAGCCGCCAGCCCCCGCCGCCUGCGACCCCGCCUUCUACCCGAGCCAAAGAAGUGGCGCCGGCCCGCAGCCGCGGCCGGGCCGGCCCGCGGACCAGGACCCGGCCCCGUGUGCGCCCGGGGCGGCGGCUGCAGGCCUGCCCAAAGCUAGCCCGUUUAGCGUGGAGAGCCUGCUCUCCGACUCCCCGCCGCGUCGGAAAGCCGCGCCGGGCGCCGCCGCCGCCGCCACCGCCGCAGCUGUUGCCGCCGCCGCCGCCGCGGGGCUGGACUUCGCGCCCGGGCUGCCGUGCGCGCCGCGGACCCUCAUCGGCAAGGGCCACUUUCUGCUCUACCCCAUCACUCAGCCGCUCGGCUUCCUGGUCCCUCAGGCCGCGCUCAAGGGCUGCGCGGGCGGGGAGGCCAAGGACGCGCCGCCUGCGCCGCCUGUGCCCCCAGGGCACGCAGGUUUCUGCGCCUUCCCCGGACCCGGUGGCGCCCCGGACCCAGCCUUCCCGCGCCGCAGCCCCGACGCCGGCGCCUCCCCGGGGGCCCCCGCAUCCUUGCGGGACCCGGCCGAGGGGGGCAGCAGCGGUGACGGCGCAGAAGCAGGGGCCGCCUGUCCUGCGCCUCCGCCGCCGUCCCCUGGGCCUGGCCCGCGUGCGCCCAGCCCCGUCGGGGAGCCGGCCACCUGCGGGGCGCCUGAGCCCGCCGCCGUCGCGGCCGAGCCUAGCGCGCCUGAGGGCGACGAGGUGGAUAUGGACUGA